Messenger RNA from Drosophila innubila, 2060 nucleotides. RefSeq names its product protein halfway (gene hfw). Lineage: Eukaryota; Metazoa; Arthropoda; Insecta; Diptera; Drosophilidae. The record is from RefSeq and is a predicted model, not a curated record. Bases 168 to 1991 code for a protein of 607 amino acids. The transcript is spliced from 4 exons.
AAGCGCGCAAAUGCAGAUUUAUUUAAUAUGUUUUUUGUGGUGUAAAUAUAUUAGUUAUGCCCAGGAUUAUCAAAUAAAUACAGAGUUUUAAAAUGUGAUCAACCUGUGUUCUUUCGAAAAUAAAAUCUCAAAUUUAGCAAGUCUCAGUGUUGUUGUUAUUAAAUGCAAUGAUCGCUUAUAAAGAUUGGUUGCUAGUACUAUGGCUUGCACAGUGGUGCGCAUGGGCACAACCCGCGGCACAAUUGGCCACAAUGACAACGGCAACACCAACACCGACUUUAACGCUUACAGAUUCAGCUACUCCUUCAGCUGCUUCCGCAGUUACAGCAUCAAUUGAGGCGCCAUUUGCUCCAGUUGUGCAACAGCAACAGAAUGCAGAAAAGUCAAGCGGAGGAGUUGGCGAUAAACCGGAAACGGUCGCAGUGACAACAACAACACAACCGCCAUCGGUUGCGGUUACAACAACAACAACAGAUUUACCCGAAUACUUGAGAAGUUGUUUUUAUGCAGAGGAAGAACUGUGCACAAAUUGGCACCAACAGAAAGACGCGUCUUCGGAUCUGGAUAACAGAGCCGUCAACGGCGGUACCGACAUUGGCGAUAAUGUUGCUCCGAUUUCUUCGGCUACUUCUUUAUCGAAGACGGUAGAAGAUCAAACUUCACAAAUGCAGAAUUAUGAGAAUCGCGACAAUAAUAGCUGCCAGUGUCGAGAGCACCCGACAAAAGCCGGUUCCUGGUACUGCUGCAACAUCCCAAAUAUCUCGAUGAUCUCAAGUUGCAGCAACAUAUCCAAGUGGACAAAUCUCCAUGUGCGCAAUCUCACGGCAACCGCCUUGGAUUUAUCGAACUCAAUAUAUCGAUCACUGCAAUCGUUAGCGAUGACACACGGCAACAUAUCGCAGCUGACAAACGCAUUUCCGCGUCACUCCAUCAAGCUGCGCUGUCUGGACUUUUCGAAUAACGGCAUUUUUGAAAUAAACCAUCGGGCUGUCAAGGAUGUGCCCCAUCUGGAGUUCUUCGGCAUAUCUAAUAACCUCUUGUCGCGGGUGCCAAAUCGAAAUCAGAACAAGAACAUUGCCUUGGAUAUUAGUGGCAAUAUGCGAAUGCUCUGUGAACCGCUCAACGAGAUUAUUAAUGCUGACUCAUUCAACUUUGUGAAUCCGGAGCGCUCCUUCUGUUUGUAUAAUGCCACACAUAAGUGGUUCAAUUCCACGGAUUUUGUGUCUGUUAAACAGCUGGAGAGCAUCAAGAAAUGUGGCACAAAGUGUCCAAAUAUACCGAAUUAUGGCAACUGUUCCUGCAACAUAUAUAACAUAAUGAUCAUACAAAACGAUCAAUCAAAGACUGUAUGCAAUGUUGAUUGUUCCAAUCUGGGAUUGAUUGAACUACCUCCUCAACUACCGGACAAUACGUUUACACUUAACAUUAGCAACAACCGAAUCAGCACACUAGGAGAUCAUUUCCAUACAAAUCCAACAUAUUACAAUAUCGUUAAGCUGGUUGCCGAUAACAAUCAGAUUUCUUCAAUUUAUGAAUUUGAAGGCACCAAGUUCAUUGAGCAUUUCCAGCGGCUUUACAUGCGCAACAAUUCUCUGAGCAAGAUACCUGAGUAUUUUCUAAACAACGCUUUAAUGGAUACGGAUGGACGACGCAUUUAUCUAGCGGAAAAUAGAUUGCAGUGUGAUUGCAAUUCGGCUAAAACUUUGCAGAAUUGGCUUAAGGAACGCAGUACCGAUAUACCCGAUUAUAUGGAUAUAAGAUGCCGAAAUUUGCCCCAAAGUGUCAUUGAGCUGCAAGAGAGUAAACUGUGUCAGUCGCCGCCCGACUGGACCGACUAUAUAUACUACCUUAUAGCAGCUGAAAUUAUUUUACUACUUUCCCUGAUCACAAAGGUUUCGUACGAUUAUUGGGUCUUUAAGACAGCGGGAUAUUUACCUUGGCCAGCUAGCAAGAUGCCAAAGCUGCCAUGUGACUGGCUGUGUGAAUCAUAGAUGAAUCAAAUAUCAUUAAUAUAUUAUAUUAUGUAUAACUAUAGAUAUAUACACAUUAGUGUGGAUCAA